Molecule: messenger RNA, 3975 nt
Organism: Hemicordylus capensis (graceful crag lizard)
Lineage: Eukaryota; Metazoa; Chordata; Lepidosauria; Squamata; Cordylidae
Product: intercellular adhesion molecule 1-like
Exons: 5
Coding region: 107-1105 (332 amino acids)
Biological process (GO): cell-cell adhesion
Cellular component (GO): membrane
Molecular function (GO): integrin binding
Source: RefSeq, a predicted model, not a curated record
GAAGCACAAUUCAACGGCUGCUCAGUCCUGCUCUGGCUUCCUAUGUUUAGCUGGGCAAUUUCUUCCUCCUGAAUGAUCCUCUCUUUUCUGCCUGACCUUGGUGAAGAUGACUGCUGUCCUGCUACUGAACCUUGCUGUCCUCCUGAACCUCUGCUACCCUGUUGGAGCUCAAGAAGGAGCCUUGGUGAGAAUACAGCCAGAAAGAGCUGCAGUGGCAUAUGGAGGCUCCAUUGUGUUUAACUGCAGUGCCAGCUGCAAGGAUCUCACAAAAAUUGGCCUCGAGACCAAGGAGACGACGGAGAGCAAGGGAAAUGGGACCACUUGGGCCGCUUUUCAACUUGUAAAUGUCAGCGAGUGGGACUCCACUCCAAAAUGCUACGCUCGUUGCAAUGAGACGACAACCCUUCAAAGUGCAACCCUUACCGUUUACCGAUCUCCAGAGCAAAUAGUGUUGGAUCCAUUGCCAGAGAUGGAGGUGGGCAAGGAAUAUAACUUGACAUGUCGGGUUACCAAUGUUGCCCCCAGACGGAACCUCACUGUGACCUUCCUGAAAGGAGAGAUGAAACUGCACCAGGAGGCAUUUAAGGAACACUCUGCCCCGGAAGCUGGUGAUGUUGUGGCGACCCACAGCAUAACUGCUCAGCUAUCUGACUAUGGGAAGGAAUUCAGCUGCCAGGCAGCCUUGGAUCUGAGGCCCGAAGGGCAGCUCUUUGAAAAGGCCUCCAGCAACCAAUCACUAAAGACGGUUGUCAAGCCUUACAAUGUCAGCAUCUCAAUAGGUUACAUGGAGUACAGAGCUGGUGAGAAAAUCGAGGUGGAGUGUCAUGGAGAAGGCAGCCCCCUUCCAGAGUUUGAAUGGGAAGUCCCUUCGAGUUUGAAGGUGGUGUUCUCAGACAGCAAUAAGACUUUAACAAUAGAAUCAGCGGAAAAGUCCCAUAAUGGAACGUACCGAUGUCUAGCACACAACAUGUACGGCAGCCAGUCAGCCCAGGCUGACAUCAUCUUUAAAGAUCGGUCUCGCAGCUGGGUCGCCCCUGUUGUGGUGGUAAUGCUCCUGGCUGCAGUAGGUAUCGGUGCCAUUGUCUGGUAUCGAUUCCGAAAAUGAUAAUGGCUGAUCAGAAAGAGGACAAGUUUGGAACUCCACUGAGAUGUGGGAGGCAGAGAAUGCUGCAGAUUCCUUUCUUGACAAGUCGCAGCAGAAGAAAGGAAGAUCUUUGAUGUGCUUCAGACCUCCAUGCAGCAGCAGGUGGCAGAAACAGAGUGAUAUCUCCAGCACCUAAUCUCCACAACAUCUGAUGCUACACUGAGGCAAACAGCCAUGCUUCUGAAGGCCCCCUGUGUGCCUUUUGGGGCAGCUGGGGGUGUGCAGAACCUGGGGCAGGGUCAAAGCACAGAAUGUGUCACCAGGCACAGAAACCUUUCAGGUUUUGUUUUAAUUUCAAAUGUAUAAAAAUUGUGAACUUGCAAAAAAGUUAAGAACACAAAUAUUUGUCCUGUUACAAUUCAUCCCAUUUAAGUGGUACACUUCAUAUGAUUAAAAAGAAUGUAUAAUGCAUAUUACUUUGCCAGAACUAGAUUUAAAAAAUCCAUUUGUAUAGAAACAUGCCUACCACAUCAUCGUUGUUUGAGUUCUAAUACGAUGUGAAUUUAAUGAUCAUAAAUACAAUCCCUCUGUUUUCUUGGGGGUGCAGUUUCUAGUCCUUAUGACUGUGAAGAUAGUUUUGCAAACGACUUGCUAAAAUCCCAGACACCAGAGGAGCAUCUGAAUCAGAUCCUGCACAGCCACUUGCUCCUUCCCAUGACUAGGAAAGCCAGCAUAAAUUAAAGUAGUAAAAAAUUGUCAAAUAAAUUAUGCAAGAUAAGAUACAUAAUGCAGAUUUUCAUAAUGUGCAUAAUGUAUAUAACUUGCGGAAUUCAGUCUAGUAACUUUCUAAAUCUUACAGCCAGACUAGAGAAGUUAGAAUUAAUAUAUUUGGUUUUGGUUUUCUUUUAAAUUGCCUGCCUGUAUGACCUUUUUCAUUCCACCAAUGAAAAAUCCUUUAAUUUGGUUAAAUGCUCAAGACUGGUGUAACUUUGCAAGCUCAAGAAUAACUCCACAUGUCUGGAUCUUUGAGUAACAUGACUAGCCUGAGGAUAAGUGGGUGUUGAGAACUAGGUGGCUGUGGGGUAAUAUACCUUGUACCCCACCCACUCCAUCUUUAGCAAUCUCCCCAGGGUGACACCUACUUUGGGGGUGAAGUAGCCUGGUAGCAGCUAAUGCUAUCUCUGAGGACCAUCUCAGAGGAGGAAAAUUUUGUCAGAACCCACAGGAAGAAAAUGGGUAAAAAGGGGUGCUGAGCCCAAUCAGGAGCAUGCUUGUGACACCCUUCCCCACCAACAUAUUGGGAAAGUGACUUCCCAUAUGGGACUUCUUACUUGGUGGAAUGUUCAGGCUUGAGUCCAGUUGGGGAUUUAGAGAAGGAUGUUUGGUUGUGUAACUCAGCCACCCUUCAGGUGAAAGCUGAGUAUAGCAUAUCUGUCUGAAGUGGCUGCGGCUGGAUUGUAGCCAUGGUACUCUUCUGGGGCCUAGACACUGCAGCUAUAUUCUUGAUCUGUUCUUUGAAAUUUUCAAUUUCAUUUUUUAAAAAGUUGUUGGUUCCUAGUUCCUUUAUUUGUAAGGGGGAAGGAUCAGGCAGUAUUUUACCCAUUUGUUCAGAAGGAAGUUGAUCUGUUCCUGCCCUUCAGUGUCCUUGUCAAUGAGAAUGGAGGCACUAGGACCCUGGUCAGCACUUUUCUUUGAGGCAGGGUUGGAGGCUACCAAACCCAGUCCCACCAAAGCGUGCCAGCUAUAGCUACUACUCCAUCUCCUUCCCAGGGGCGUAGCUAGGGAAGAAGGAGACUGUGUUCAUCCCUCUCUCUGGCGGCCCCCCAGAGUGAGGAAGUUAAUGAAGAUAAUAGGGAGGGGUGGAGGUGGAGGGCCCUUAGGAGCUGGGGGCCCGUGUUCUUUGAACCCUUUUGCUCAAUUAUAGCUACACCCCUGCUCCUUCCACAUAUCGCUCUUGCCUCUUUUUAGCAAUUGAAGGCCAAUUGUUAUCACUCAGGGAGCUGGAUUUUGGCCCUGAAAUUUCUAAUGCUAAAUUCCUAAAGAACAAUUGAUGAGCAAUUGGCACUUACAUUUUUAGCCUACUUUCCAAUAGGCUUAUGAGAUCACCCCAUAGUGUGUGUGUGUCCAUGUGUCCGUCCCUCCCUACCAACUUCUCAGUGCCUGGAUCAAUACAGACCAAAUCAGGUACAGCUGUAGGGACACAUAGGGACACCUCAAAAGCAUAGUUUUUGAUGAUGUCAUCUAGCCCGAUCCAAGAUGGUGGGCACGUAAAUGUUUGAGGUGCAGGAGGGCUAAUUUGUGGACUGCCUAACCGAUUUGAACCAAAUUUGGUACAGAUGUAGUGAGUGACAUAGAAGGAUGCCUCAACGGCAUGGUUUGUGAUGAUGCCAUCCACCUCAAUUCAAGAUGGCGGAUGUGAACAUUUUUUUUGACAGAUCAGAAUGACAUUAGAUCCUAUAAUGUGGCCAAGUUUUGCCUAAUAGCUAGCAAAAUUCGUUUAGAGUUUAAUAAGAUCCAAACAUUUUAACAUCUGUAUAUAUGAAUGUUGUGUCCACUAGUUGGAUAUGAUUUUGUUAUACAUAGUAUAGAACACAAAAUGUUAUGAGAAAUGUUAUGAGAUACACUGUUCUGUAUCAGGCAAAUAAUUUUGAUAUCUUGCUACCUUUUUACUCAGUAUCACUCUGGCUAGUGUUGAUUUAUUUUAUAUAAUUUUUGUUCAUAGUCUUAAUUUUUAGCUUAUUCUACUCACUGUAUUACGUUUUAGGUGUUUUAGGUAAUUUUAUAGAGAUCCCCCUAUUACCUUGUAGAAGGAGAUUAUAUUAAUUGUUUCUUGUCUGUUUUGCUGUUAUGCUUAUCAUAGAUCGAAAUAAAGACUUGUCUUGUCAGGUGAA